AUGAUUCGAAUCCAUCAGCAUAGCAGUAAAUCAAGGCUGCUCUUUCCAAGAUACCAUUCUACAGCUGCUCGUAGCAGCAGCCAAAGCAGUAUCGGUAUUCGUCGCGAAGACAAGAGCAGAUGGGAGCGUCGAUCUGCCUUGACACCCAAUACGGUCAAAAAAUUGAUUCAGGAGACAGGCACCAAAGUAUACGUUCAACCCAGCACCAAGCGAAUCUUCACAAAUGAAUCCUAUGAAGAGGCGGGUGCUAUCAUUACCGAGGAUAUCUCACAAGCAGACAUCAUUUUGGGCAUCAAGGAAGUUCCCGAGGCAUCCCUUCUCAAAGACAAGACGUAUAUGUUUUUUUCUCAUACGCACAAGGGCAAUGAAAAAAACAUGCCUAUGCUUCGAAGCGUGCUUGACAAGAACAUUCGUCUUAUAGACUAUGAAUUAAUGAAAGAUGAAACAGGCAGGCGACUAGUGGCAUUUGGCCAGUUCGCGGGAAAUGCAGGUAUGAUUGAUAUUUUCCACGGUAUGGGCCACCGUUUCCUAGGAUUGGGUUAUAGUACACCUUUCAUGUACACUUCCAUGGCACAUGCUUAUCCGACACUUGCUGAAGCUAAAUCAGCAUUGCAUCGAAUGGGAAACGUUAUUGCUGAGAAUGGCACCCCAAAAGAUUUUGGACCUUUGGUAUAUGCGUUCACUGGAUCCGGCAAUGUCGCCAAUGGUGCUAUGGAUAUCUUUAAAGAGAUUCCCCACGAAUUCGUUCCUGCAGAAGACCUUUCCAAAUUAGUCAACGAUAAGAAUCCUAGAUUAGACAGGCUGUACGCGACUCAGCUAGAGGUCAAGGACUAUAUCGAGCAAAAGGACGGUGGAAAGCUCAUUGAUUAUGAAGAUUACCUUGCCAAUCCCGAGAGAUACCAAUCCAACUUUCAUCACAAGAUUGCUCCUUACGCAAACUGUGUGGUUACCGGCGCUUAUUGGGACAAGAACUACCCUCGAUUAAUGACAAACAAGCAAUUGGCCGACUUUGAGAGACUGAAAAAGAAGGGCUUGAUCAACAAGGGCAAAAUGAUGAGCUUGGCUGAUAUUGUGUGCGACGUCAAGGGUGCAUUUGAGUGUCUCUCUCAUAGCACCAAUGUGGAUGAUGGCUUCUUUUACUAUGACGCUAUCCGUGAUAUGGAGCAUAGCGAUGCUGAGGGAGAGGGCAUACAAAUCAUGGGCAUUGAUAUCUUGCCUGCAGAGCUUCCUGUUGAAAGCAGUGAAUUCUUCAGCAAAGCACUCUACCCUUACAUUAGGGAAAUGGUUCAGAGCUCGCCCAAGACGCCUCUGGAUAAACUGCCUACUUUGCUACGCAAUGCUACUAUUGCUGAUCAAGGACAGCUCAUGGAUCCUCACAAAAGCCUCCUGAAAUCAACUGCUGCCGCUGCUACAUCUACUCGCAGUGCAACUUACAAUGACAAAAAGACAGUUUUGUUGUUGGGCUCUGGUAUGGUUGCAGCCCCUCUGGUUGAACACCUCGUCAAGAGACCAGAUGUCAAUAUUGUCGUUGCUAGCAACAUGGCUGAAGAGGCAGACGCCUUGGUUAGACACCACCACAAUGCCGAAUCUGCUCCCCUCGACAUUUCCAACCACCAAGAACUCUCUCGACUGGUUAGUAAAGCCGAUGUGGUAGUAAGUCUUGUACCUGCAUUUUUGCACACGCAAGUCGCCAAUGUGUGUAUCGAGCAACGAAAAGACAUGGUUACAGCAAGCUAUGUUUCCAAGGAAAUGGAGGAGUUGGAACAAAAAGCUCAAAAGGCUGGUAUCUUGGUCAUGAAUGAAGUGGGUUUAGAUCCUGGUAUGGACCACAUGUCUGCCAUGAAGAUUAUUGAUGAAGCGCAACGCAACGGUUCAAAGAUCAAGUCAUUCAUUUCUUGGUGUGGAGGUCUUCCUUCUCCUGAAGCGUCUAAUGUCCCUCUUGGCUAUAAAUUCAGUUGGUCUCCACGCGGUGUAUUGACUGCCAGUGGAAACGACGCCGUCUAUUGGAACAAUGGCAAGAAACAUACUAUUGCUGGUGAAGAUCUGUUAAAGGAACACUUUCCUGUAGUACAAACUCCUUACGCUGGAUUCGUAUUUGAAGGAUUAGCAAAUAGAAACUCUUUGGGUUAUGCCGAUAUCUACGGUCUUGGUGAUCUAUCUGGCAUGGACACCAUGUUCCGCGGCACAUUGAGAUAUCAAGGCUAUUCUGAUCUUUUGUACGCUUUCCGUAAAUUGGGUUUCUUGGAUCAGGUCAAGCCUAUUGCCGAAAACUGCCACAAUUGGUCAAAUUACUUCAAUUUUGUUUUAUCAGGAAAGCACACUCAGCUUUCGCAAGAUGAGAGAUACCAGUACAUGGUGGAGAAAUUGGGCUUACCCAAGGAUCAUUUUAUGGUAGAAAAGACAUGGUCAGCCAUUUCUUACUUUUUGUCAGAGGAACAAGAAAAAGUCAACGCUAACAAUGGAUCCGCUCUUGAUCUAUUCUCCAUCUUGCUAUCAAGAAGACUCAAGUAUGACAAAGGGGAAAGGGAUAUGGUCGCUAUGCAUCACGAAUUCGGAGUAGAGCAUCGUAAUGGUAAAAAGGAAACCUUGACAUCUACUUUGAUCAAAUAUGGCAAUGAAACGCAUACUGCCAUGGCAGACACGGUUGGCUUACCCACAGCCAUGACAGUAGACUUGGUAUUGGACAACAAGAUACCCGAGCGAGGCGUUCAGAGGCCAACAAAGCCUCACGUGUAUAUGCCUAUUUUAGAUCAAUUGGAAAUGAAGGGUAUCAAAUUUAUUGAAAAAUCAGAACCUUUCAAGGUCAAUAGAUUAGAUGCAACUGGGUCUCACAGUUGGUAA
Mucor velutinosus is the source of this 2841-nucleotide messenger RNA. RefSeq lists its product as uncharacterized. The transcript has 17 exons. The record is from RefSeq and is a predicted model, not a curated record. Bases 1 to 2841 code for a protein of 946 amino acids. Gene Ontology annotation, molecular function: saccharopine dehydrogenase activity. Gene Ontology annotation, cellular component: cytoplasm. NCBI's taxonomy places the organism in Eukaryota, Fungi, Mucoromycota, Mucoromycetes, Mucorales, Mucoraceae.